Molecule: messenger RNA, 2523 nt
Organism: Nelumbo nucifera (sacred lotus)
Lineage: Eukaryota; Viridiplantae; Streptophyta; Magnoliopsida; Proteales; Nelumbonaceae
Product: putative LRR receptor-like serine/threonine-protein kinase At5g10290
Biological process (GO): protein phosphorylation
Molecular function (GO): protein kinase activity; ATP binding; protein binding
Source: RefSeq, a predicted model, not a curated record
GCUUGCUCGACUGUAAUAAAUCAUAGCUGAAGCUUGACCAGUUUGUCUGCAAACAAAGAAAAAAAAAAAGCUGAAUAAAGCUUGAAAUCUUAAAUUAUAUUAUCCAGCGAAAAUAGGAAAAUAAAAUGGAAAAACAGAAAAGUGCAUAUGAAUAUGAUACAGCCUUACAUACGAACACGAUUGGCACUUUUGCGGUAAGUGCUUUUCGAGUAAACAUCUGGGAGGUCUCCCUAUAGCUAGCUCUAUUUCGCUCUCUGUAACUUUGCUUCAUACAGGUAUUAGUUGUCCAGAGAUUCCAACUCUUUGCACUAUAAAAAGCUUUCCAACUUUCGCAGGAUAAUCCGAUCUGACUCGGAAGAGAGGACUCUCGUUCAAGAAUAUAUUAGAACUCAACUAGUCCAUUGCAUCAACUUCUGGGAAUGAUGUCAAUGAAGAUGGAAUUGGCUUUUGUAGUUGUGUUGUUGGCUUCUCUGUAUUCUUUUGUGGCAUCUGAUUCACAAGGAGAUGCACUUUAUGCAUUGAGAACUUCAUUAAAUGCUACUCCAGAUCAACUCAUUGACUGGAACCAGAACCAAGUUAAUCCAUGCACUUGGUCCAAUGUUAACUGUGACUCUAAUAAUAAUGUCAUUUCUGUAACAUUACCAUCCAUGGGAUUUUCUGGAUACCUGUCACCUAAAAUUGGAGUUCUGAAAACUCUUGGUAGCCUGACAUUACGAGGUAAUGGCAUAACUGGUGAGAUACCAAAGGAGCUCGGAAAUUUGUCUAGUUUGACAAACUUGGAUUUGGAAGACAACCAUUUAACUGGAGAAAUACCAUCUUCUCUUGGAAAUCUUAAAAAGCUUCAGUUCUUGAUUUUGAGUCAAAAUAAUCUCAGUGGAAGCAUUCCUGAGUCACUUACAACUCUUCCAAAAUUGAUCAAUCUUCAGCUGGCUUCCAAUGAUCUCAGUGGUCAAAUACCUGACGCUUUAUUUGAAGUUCAACAGUACAACUUUACGGGUAACAACUUAAACUGUGGCAUAAACUCUCCACACCUUUGUGUGUCUGAUAAUAGUGAUUCAGGUACUUCCAAGAAAUCAAAAUUUGGAAUUAUAUUUGGAGUUAUUGGAUCAGUAGUUGGGUUCCUCCUUUGUGGAGGCUUGMUACUUCUUCUGUUGAAGGGAAAACAUAGAGGCUACAGGCGUGAACUUUUUGUAGAUGUUGCAGGUGAAGACGAUAGAAGAAUUGCAUUAGGUCAGUUGAAAAGGUUUGCAUGGAGAGAACUACAACUUGCUACCGACAACUUUAGCGAGAAAAAUAUUCUUGGACAGGGAGGUUUUGGAAAGGUAUAUAAAGGAUUGCUUGCGAAUGGAACAAAGAUUGCUGUCAAACGAUUGACUGAUUAUGAAAGUCCUGGAGGAGAAGCAGCUUUUCUACGUGAAGUUGAGAUGAUAAGUGUAGCUGUUCACAGGAAUCUUCUAAGGCUAAUUGGCUUCUGUACAACUCCAACAGAAAGGCUUUUGGUCUAUCCUUUUAUGCAGAACUUAAGUGUUGCUUAUCGUCUACGAGAGAUUAAACCUGGGGAGUCUGUGUUAGAUUGGCCUACUAGAAAGCAAGUGGCUUUAGGCACAGCUCGUGGACUUGAGUACCUUCAUGAACAUUGCAAUCCAAAGAUAAUUCAUCGUGAUGUUAAGGCUGCUAAUGUAUUAUUAGAUAAAGAUUUUGAAGCAGUUGUUGGUGAUUUUGGCCUGGCAAAGUUGGUUGAUGUAAGAAAGACAAAUGUGACAACACAAGUCCGUGGAACUAUGGGCCACAUAGCACCUGAAUACCUAUCCACCGGAAGGUCAUCAGAGAGGACUGAUGUUUUUGGGUAUGGAAUUAUGCUUUUAGAACUUGUGACCGGACAGCGUGCAAUUGAUUUUUCACGACUCGAAGAAGAAGAUGAUGUAUUAUUGCUUGACCAUGUGAAGAAGCUAGAACGGGAGAAACGAUUAGAUGCUAUUGUAGAUCGCAACCUAAAUAGAAACUAUAACAGCCAAGAGGUGGAGAUGAUGAUCCAAGUUGCAUUGCUUUGCACCCAAUCAUCACCCGAGGACCGUCCAACAAUGUCAGAGGUGGUACGGAUGCUAGAAGGAGAAGGGCUUGCUGAGAGGUGGGAAGAGUGGCAGCAGGUUGAGGUUACUCGUAGACAAGAGUAUGAGAGACUACAAAGAAGAUUCGAUUGGGGAGAUGAUUCAAUGUAUAACCAAGAUGCAAUUGAACUGUCGGGUGGAAGAUAAUAGGGAUUGGACGGAACUGUUGUUUUUGUUGUUUGGUUCAAUUUAUCAUUUGGUAGGUUGGCCUUAAGGUUAAUUGAGAGCUAACUUGCAUUGCAAUGAUAUAUUUCAGAAGUUGCAAUUAGAUUCAUUUCUGGGCACAUAGUUUCUUGUUUCAUCUUUUCCCUUUUCUCCAGCGUCUCAGAUAAUGAUAUAUACCGAAGGGACAGCCAGCAUGCAUCCUGUAUCAUGAAAGUUCUCCGAAAUGUUAAUGUGGGAUGUAUAUUUUAAA